This is a messenger RNA of Mercenaria mercenaria, 2112 nucleotides long. RefSeq names its product coagulation factor X-activating enzyme heavy chain-like. Gene Ontology annotation, molecular function: metalloendopeptidase activity. Bases 108 to 2012 code for a protein of 634 amino acids. Gene Ontology annotation, biological process: proteolysis. The record is from RefSeq and is a predicted model, not a curated record. NCBI's taxonomy places the organism in Eukaryota, Metazoa, Mollusca, Bivalvia, Venerida, Veneridae. The transcript is spliced from 17 exons.
GAAAGUAUGCCACAACAAAAACACUAACUUCCGGUAGCAGGACUGCUAUAUAAAUGAUCGUCGGCGCUUGCGGUUAGAGGAAUUUUAAAGACUCUGGACAAAGAAAGAUGAUUUUCUUAUUAUUGUUUUUCACCGUCUCAUUUGUAUCAGCCUCCGAUAAAUACGUAAGGCUUGAAGAUAAAACCUCAGAUCCGGGUUUACCUGAACAUGUUACCAUUGAUGUUGUCAGAAAUGGUCGGGUUGUCACCAGACUUAACCUGCAAGAAAACAAGCGUCUGAAUGAAAAUGCCAAUGUUUACGAAUCCGUUUAUGACAAUGGAAAACUGAGGCAAAGAAAGAGGGAAACAAAACCAAUGACGGGUGUUAAAUAUUAUCAAGACAAAAGAAAUGGAGCAGCAUUGAGUGUAACUUGUGAAGAAACACCUACUGGACACUGUAAACGAGCUGUGGAGGGAUAUUUAGAUAUCGGAGAAGACACCUUUGAGAUACGUCCUGCAACUCAUCCCGCGGAUAAACGAAUGACUAGCAAUAAACGUGACAAUCUCCAUUUAAUAUCAAGAGUCGCCCAGUUUAAGAAUUCGCAUGAAAGGAAAAGAAACACAGAACAAGAGUACCCAAAAGAUUAUAUAGAAACCGACAAAACAAUGAGGACUGGCAAAACGAACGUCAGGCGGCAAUCUGUGACAUCAAAGACAGAAUAUGCUGUGGAAAUCAUUGUAGUCAUUGAUCCUUACUUGUGGAAAAGGUAUUUAGACAAGACAGAAGCCACAGAUGGUAUGACUAAGGAGCAAGCAACUGAAUAUCGACUGAGAAGAAAACUCGCCCACAUCAUCAAUGGUGUCAGUCUUAGAUACGAAUCAAUAGAGGACCCGGCAUUCAAUGUAUAUGUGACAAUUUCAGGAUUUAAGUUCUAUAAGACGGAUGACGAGACAAGUCCUGUUCCAAAAGAGGGUUAUGCACCUACAUUCCAGGAAGGAGAGCCGUAUGUAGAUGCUGAACCAUAUGUAAACCAUCUCGUCGAUUGGCAGUCUAAUCUCAAAGGUCUACAACAUGACGAUCAUAUAAUGGUAUUCACGGGAUGCGUGCUUUAUUAUAAUGGAAACAUAUCCGAUACAUCUGUUGCGGGCAUAGCUCACAUGGGCGGCGCUUGUUCUUCGGAAAGGGUCUCACUUCAGGAGGAAGGGAGUUAUUAUGCGACCACUGCUGUUGCUGCACACGAACUUGGACAUAAUCUGAAUGCGGACCACGAUGGCGACGGAACGUCAAAGGAUUGUGAAGCAGACGACAAAUAUAUUAUGGCACCAUGGGUAACUCAGUUACUGUCAAAAGAAAAAUACACCGUGAACCCAUGGAGAUUUUCAUCAUGUUCUAUUGCAUCUUUCAGGUCAUAUUUUCAAUCAGAGUAUGGAAAAUGCUUGACAGACCACGGAGACUACUAUGAUAAAACGGAAUGGGACAAGCACAACAAGAAGCUACCCGGUGAACUUCACAGUCUUGAUCAACAAUGUAAACUGAUCAAUGGAGACUACUCUGGUAUUUGUUCUUUCGGAUUACCAGUUACAGAUGAAAGGAUAUGUCGAGAGUUGGAGUGUACUUUCAAACACGAAACAUGCUCCAGUCAUACACCUGCACGUGGCUCACCAUGCGGAAACCCUUCUGAGAAAAAAUGGUGUAUCGAUGGUAAAUGUGUUGCAAGAGUGAUCGAAGGUACAACCGCUCAACCGGCAACGACAAAAAGCGCACCGACCUCGAAAGUACCGGAGAAACCAGCGGACUACGAAUGUUUCCAGACUUCAAAUAUGUACAGCGGAACGAGGACUGUGAGCAAAUCUGGCUUUACUUGCAUCAGCUGGGAAAGUAACGACUUUACUGACACUUCCGCUUUCCCCGAUAACAGCAUAGCUGAUGCCGCAAACUACUGCAGGGACCCGGAUGGUACUGGCCAACCUUGGUGUUUUGUUGAAAGUAUCUCAACAUACUGGGAGGUAUGUGACAUACCAAAAUGCGAGUAACUCGGAUGUGAUAAAUAUCCGCAUAUGCAUUACAAAAAUGGACAUUAAGAAGUACGUGCCAAAUUGAGUGUAUUAAUACAUUAUAAAAGAAGCAACAUUA